Haplochromis burtoni (Burton's mouthbrooder) is the source of this 2562-nucleotide messenger RNA. RefSeq names its product alpha-L-fucosidase 2 (gene fuca2). The record is from RefSeq and is a predicted model, not a curated record. NCBI's taxonomy places the organism in Eukaryota, Metazoa, Chordata, Actinopteri, Cichliformes, Cichlidae. Gene Ontology annotation, molecular function: alpha-L-fucosidase activity. The transcript has 7 exons. Gene Ontology annotation, biological process: glycoside catabolic process; fucose metabolic process. Gene Ontology annotation, cellular component: lysosome. Bases 163 to 1527 code for a protein of 454 amino acids.
CGGGAAGUAAACGGAAAGAAAUCAAACGUACCUGGUUCUUCAAGUUAAACCAGCCGUUUUCACUUCCUUGUUUGUUUUUCUCCUGCCAGUGUCAGUUCCGCACCUUUACUCACAGUCAAAUGACGUCUAAAGAGUGAAGUCGGAUCUGUGUGCGACACUGAAAUGGGAGCUUUAGCAGUCUUUCCUUUGCUUUUAUUGAUCCUGCAGAUCGGGGCCAAUAAUGCCAAAUACGAACCCAACUGGAAGUCCAUCGACUCCAGACCGCUGCCAGAAUGGUAUGACCAGGCAAAGUUCGGCAUCUUCAUACACUGGGGUGUCUUUUCUGUCCCGAGCUUUGGCAGCGAAUGGUUCUGGUGGUACUGGCAAAACCAAACGCAAAAGCCAUAUGUGGACUUCAUGCAGAGGAAUUAUCCUCCAGACUUCAAGUAUCAGGACUUUGCACCGCUGUUCACUGCUGAGUUCUUUGAUGCCAAAGAAUGGACAGACAUCUUCGCCUCAUCGGGAGCAAAGUACAUCGUUCUGACCACAAAACACCAUGAAGGUUUCACACUCUGGGGCUCAAAGAACUCCUGGAACUGGAAUGCGGUGGAUAUUGGACCAAAGAGAGACCUGGUGGAUGAAGUGGUGACAGCUCUUCGCAAUAACGGGGACAUUCGUGUAGGGUUGUAUCACUCCCUCUUCGAAUGGUUUAACCCGCUCUUUGAGCUGGACGCUGCCAAUGUCUUCACUACAAACUACUUUCCUACCAGUAAAACUCUGCCUGAGCUUUACGAGCUUGUUGUCAAGUACAAACCAGAGGUGCUGUGGUCUGAUGGAGAUGGAGACGCGCCUGACAAGUACUGGAACAGCACUGGUUUCUUAGCUUGGCUCUAUAAUGACAGUCCAGUACGUGACACGGUGGUGACGAAUGAUCGGUGGGGCUAUGGCUCCAUCUGCACACACGGUGGAUAUUACACCUGUUCUGAUCGCUACCAGCCAGGACACCUGCUCAAGCACAAAUGGGAAAACUGCAUGACCAUUGACAAAAAGUCCUGGGGUUACAGACGUAACGCUCCUCUCAGCGAUUACCUCACCGUCGAUCAGCUUGUGUCGACACUGGUGGAGACUGUGUCCUGUGGAGGAAACCUGCUGAUGAAUAUCGGCCCCACACACGAUGGAAGAAUCGCUCCGAUCUUUGAGGAGCGUCUGAGGCAGAUUGGUCAGUGGCUGAAGGUCAAUGGGGAGGCCAUCUAUAACACGACAGCAUGGCGAGCUCAGAAUGACAGCCUCACUCCAGAUCUGUGGUACACGUUCAGACCCCAGGAAAAAAACAUAUUUUCCAUCUUACUCAAGUGGCCAAAUAAUGGAUCAGUGAUUCUGAAUGAGCCAGUGGUUACUGGGCAAACUCAGGUGGUGCUUCUUGGUUAUGGCCCUCUGAAGUGGGAGCCUGUAAAGCCCAGUGGGCUGCAGGUUUACCUUCCCCAGCUCUCCUUUAGCCAGAUGCCAUGCCAGUGGGCCUGGACACUGAAGCUGACUGGUGCCACUUAAAGGAAAAUCACAUCACUUGAAGAGGAACUGAUGGAGCAGAAAGGAAGGAUUAUACAGUGGCUUGCAAAAGUAUUCCUUGCCCUUUUCCACAUUUUGUCACAUUACAGCCACAAACGUGAAUCAAUUUUAUUGGAAUUCCACAUGAAAGACCAACACAAAGUGGUGCACACGUGAGAAGUGGAACGAAAAUCAUACAUGAUUCCAAACAUUUUUUACAAAUAAAUAACUGCAAAGUGGGGUGUGCGUAAUUAUUCAGCCCCCUGAGUCAAUACUUUGUAGAACCACUUUUUGCUGCAAUUCCAGCUGCCAGUCUUUUAGGGUAUGUCUCUACCAGCUUUGCACAUCUAGAGACUGAAAUUCUUGCCCAUUCUUAUUUGCAAACAGCUCCAGCUCGGUCAGAUUAGAUGGACAGCGUUUGUGAACAGCAGUUUUCAGAGCUUGCCACAGAUUGUCUCGAAACACCCCUGGCUCUGAAAUGUGCAAUCAUCUUUGUAAUACUGGGGCUAUUCCCUGCAGCUCUAGUGUAACAUCCCUCUUCAUGUAAUUGCUGACCGACUGUUGCUGCGGGGUGAGACGAUGCCCUGCACUGACAUCCUCAGUAGCCCGAGGAAGAGUUCCUCCUCUGUUUAUGCCGUACAAAUCGCACUAAUGCACAAGCAUCAGAGUCAACAAAUGUGCGGUGUUGACCACAGUUUCCAAUUCCAUUUAGUAAACUUUUCCCUAUCUGUAAAUGCCAAUAUUGCUUUACUCAUUGUUCCUAAUGAAUCCCUUUUCACUUGUAACGCCUUUUUUUUCUUGCUAUCUUGAUAGAGUUUCAGCUGCUUGACAUUUUUACACAGAACACCGUGGUUUUCCUUUAGUUUCUCACCCAGAAACCCAGGCCAGUUUCUGUAAUUUUGGGAGCAGUGACAUUAAACACUGUGAAAUUGCUCCUUUUCUUUGAGAUGUGCUUUGUGGGAAGUUUGAUAAGCCUGUUGCACUGAUCGGUUUGAUUCAUUUUUAAUAAAUGUUUCAAUAAAAUCAACCUUUAUUACA